Molecule: messenger RNA, 4245 nt
Organism: Girardinichthys multiradiatus
Lineage: Eukaryota; Metazoa; Chordata; Actinopteri; Cyprinodontiformes; Goodeidae
Product: SH3-containing GRB2-like protein 3-interacting protein 1
Exons: 24
Coding region: 453-3089 (878 amino acids)
Biological process (GO): clathrin coat assembly; clathrin-dependent endocytosis; synaptic vesicle endocytosis
Cellular component (GO): cytoplasm; clathrin-coated vesicle; plasma membrane
Source: RefSeq, a predicted model, not a curated record
CUUCCUCUGCCUCUCUCUGCCCAUCUAUCUCUGUACUGCUCUAUCUUCCUCCUCAGCAUCCCCCCCUCUCAGAGAUGGCGUGUGUCGAGGCUGCUCAGGCGUCUGGGGCCUAGUGCACUCAGGGAGGAUCCCUCCUCCUUUCCCCUUAUUUGGAGCAUAUUCCCUUGGUCUCUCUUCUUCCUGUGUCCUCCACGGCUCCUGCAGCCUUCAUUGUGCCUCUCUGUGCUGCGGGUACCUGUGAGCCCGGCCCUUUGGGGUGAAAGAAAUCAACAUCGUGUUUCACAGAGGAGCUGUGAACAAUUAGCCAUGCCCAGCCCAGGCUUCUUUUGACCACCUAGAUCCUUCUUCUUCUGUCCACGUGUGCACCCAGAGGGCAACGUAGGAUGAAAAUCUGCAACUAUGAUGCAAGCUAGUGAGUCCAUUGAUGUGAUCGGUCAUGCUGUGUGGAGCAAAUGAGGACUGAAAAAACGAACCAGGAAAGCUCUGGGCUUACGGAAGAAAGACAAGGACACAGAUGCAACAAAAAGGCCAAUGGAGCUCCUAAUGGUUUCUACGGGGAGAUUGACUGGGACAGAUAUGCCUCACCUGACGUUGAUGAGGAGGGCUUCAGCCUGCGACCGGGUGAGGGAGAUGAUGCAGCUUGCAAAGAACAGCACUUCUUCUCCUCCAGCGACUCAGACAAUGACGAGGACAGCAAGAAAAAGUUCAAAAUCCGGAUCAAACCGCUGGUGGCGGACAGCGGCCGGUGUGUCCCUCCAUCAAUGGAUGAGCUGAAAGCCUCUGUGGGAGGUCUGGCACUCUCUCCUUCUCUGAGGAGAAGUCCGAGACGCAGUCCGGGGAUGAUAAAAAGAAACCUGUCAUGUGAAGAGAUUGCCAGACCCCGACGCUCCACCCCAACAACAAGCUAUGCAUCUGAGAUGCCAAGCGCCACUGUGCCACAGAACGUUCCCGCUUUGUUCAGGAUUCCUUCAGACAGCAGAUAUGCUAGAUAUGAUGUAAUCCGUAGCGAUGCAUGGGGAGAACCCAGACCAUGUUCAGAAUCCCAGUUGAGCCGAAGUUUUCCAACAGGAGCUCCUCCACCACUUCCCCCAAAAAACUUUCCAUACAGAAGCCGUUAUGGCUAUCCUUCAGACUUGGCAGCUGAUCUACCCAAUGGCAGGGCAGCCCGCAGCUCUGCCCCCAUCUACCUGAACGUUCUUUCCCCUGCUGCUUACCGGGGGUCCCCGGCCCCUGAUCUGGAUGACGUGUUUGGCCCUGCUGACAGUCCAAGAGCAAGGGAGGAAGCAGCAUCUCCCAGAUGGGUCACUUUCACAGAUGAUAGACCGCCACCUCCUGAUGAACCGGCUCCCCCACCGCCGCCAGACUCUCCUCCUCCAGACACGCCCUCCUCAACCCCUUCUACACCUGGCCUCUCUCCUGGACCGCCACCAAAUGAGCCUCCACCUUCUCCUCCACAGUUUUCCCCAGGCUCUCCUCCUCCUUUCACACCAAUAGACUCUCCCCCAUCCAUUGUGCUAGGACCUCCGCCUCCAGAUGAGCCAGCUCCCCCCUUGCCUCCUGACUUCUCUCCUGCUGAUUCUCCCACUGCAUUCCCUGAGGAGGAGGGAGUUGAUGAGGAGGUUCUGCAGUUUGCAGGGUACGCCUGCUCCCCUGCUCCCAUCAGCCCUGUGCCUCCUCUGCCAGCAGAGCGAAGGUCCCCUCGGACAGGAGUCACAUCUCCUUUAGUUUAUGGGAAUCUGGGAGGAAAGAGGACUCCGGAGGGAGCAUACCAGAGAUAUGAUGUACCAGAUGUGACAGUCUCUCCCAGAGAGCUGACACCCAGCUUCAGGGGAACACCUCCUCCUCUUCCUCCCACUGCAUACAGGUCCAUCAUGUCUUCCCCUGGGCCCUAUCCUGGCAGCAGCCCCUCGUCUCCAGCUCGUCCUAUUACGCCUCAGUCUCGAGGGAGCCCGGUGCCUCCUCCUCCUCCUCCUCGUCCAUCCUCACGACCAAAGCUGCCCCCGGGGAAACCAAUCACAGACCUGAGUCGACCAUUCAGCCCACCGGUGUCAGGGAGCCCUCCGCCUUUUGCCCCACUGGCCCGCGCUGAGAGCUCCUCCUCCCUUUCCUCCAUCACCUCACAUAGUGCGGCGUCCACUCCAACCUUAGGACGAGACCUCAGCAUGCCCACCACAGAGGCGUCACAGCCUCUGGUUUGGUUUGACCAUGGCAGGUUUUAUUUAGCUUUUGAAGGGUGCUCCAGAGGACCCAGCCCACUCACCAUGGGACCCCAGGACACUCUGCCAGUUGCUGCUGCUUUCACAGAAACUAUAAAUGCUUAUUUCAAAGGUGCUGACCCCAGCAAAUGUGCGGUGAAGAUCACAGGGGAGAUGGUCCUCUCCUUCCCUGCUGGAAUAACCAGGCAUUUUGCUUGUCACCCAACUCAACCUAUCCUCACUUUUAUCAUCAGCAACUACAACAGACUAGAGCAAGUCCUUCCCAAUCCACAACUGCUGUGCUGUGAUACCUCAACAGAUGGUGUAGAUACCAAGGAGUUCUGGGUAAACAUGCCAAACCUGAUGACCCAUCUUAAGAAAGUGGCAGAACAGAAGCCUCAGGCAACAUACUACAAUGUGGAUAUGAUCAAAUAUCAAGUGUCAGCAGAGGGGAUUCAGUCUACCCCUCUGAACCUGGCUGUGAGUUGGCGAGGUGAUUCCAUCAACACAGAUCUUCGAAUAGAUUACAAAUACAACGCUGAGGCCAUGGCCACUCCGGUGCCGUUACACAACAUACAUUUUGUGGUUCCUGUGGAUGGAGGCAUAGCCAGGCUGCACACCAUGACCCCCCCUGCUACAUGGAAUCUAGAGCAGCAAGCGAUUCAGUGGAAAAUCCAAAGCCUGUCUCAAAGAUCUGAAAAUGGAGGAGUAGGGGCUCUACUGUGCCGGUUCCAAAUGGAAGAAGGUCCCUGUAAACCCUCCCAGCUGGCGGUCCAGUUCACCAGUGAGGGAAGCACGCUGUCAGGCUGUGACAUCCAGCUUGUUGGGACGGGCUACCGGCUGUCUUUGGUAAAGAAGAGAUUUGCUGCAGGAAAAUAUUUGGCAGAUAAUUAGUGGACUUGUUGAUGAAGAGAACCAAGGAAAUUACUGGCUUUUGACUGUGAAGACCAUGGAUCCAUCCCAUGUUUAGUGCACUUGACAAAUUCUGUUUAGCAAACCAUCAGAGUGAACAGUUGAGGUCCACUAGAAGAACAGAGUUCAUGCAAGUAAAUGCAAGUCAUCAUGUGUGCGCCUGGAGCUCAUAUGAGCUGAAAUGGAGUGAAAGAUAAGAAACCUUCAAGUCUUUGUUGUUAACUGUAAAAAUAAUUGUCAUACAGUGAUCCAGCCUUAUUUAUUUGUUUAUUUAUUGUACCACUUGUUAUUACUGUAAAUGCACUGCAAGAGAUAAUGUGAGUUGAUCAUAUAAAAUCAAGAACAAUCUCAAAGGUGGAAUGCUAAGGUGGAAAAUUGUGAAAAAUGGGGUGUACCUGUAAGACCUGAUUUACACUGCCGCUUCACAUCAGACCUUCAGUGUGAGUGUCCUUAUUGUCAUCCAAGCAGAACUUUUCUUCCAUUUUAACAGCUUUGAAAUGAAAAUGUCAGAACCAAUCAGUUCUGCGAUAAAGAAACAAGGUUGGUUUCUUUAUUGCAGAACUUGACAAUUGUCAAUAAUUUGUAUUUUGAGGUGAUUGAAUUGAGGGUUUUUUGAUAAUGAUAUCGAAAUCAAUUUCGUCCACCACAUGACAUGUUCAGGGUCUUGCAAAAAUAUUCCCUUGCAAUUUCUUCAGUUUUUUGUUGUUAAAAUCAAACUUCAAUGCAUUUUAUUGAUGUAACAAUACAACACAAAGUAGCGACUAAUUGGGAAUUUGAAGUAAAUGGAUCCAUGGCUUUAAAUUAAAGUAAAAAAAAAAAAACAAUCUGAAAAGUGUUGUUGCAACUCUUUCGAGAUAUGUCUCAACCAGCUUUGCACAUCUAGAUACUCAAAUAUUUGCACAUUCCUCUUUGUUAAAUAAUCAACCGCACCCAGAUUUAAUUGGACAUCCUAAAAUAUGAAUAGACUUUGAUGUAGACAUCUGUACGUCUGGCUGUAUGUUUAGGGUCGCUGUCAGGUUUUCUUCCACAAUCGCUCUGGAUUAAUCAUAGUCAACAGAUUCCUUCACUUGAGCCGUGGGUCUCUGCAGCUUCCACUUCCCAAGCAUGCUGUGCCUUGUGUAGAUCUAUCCCACAAAAU